CAACGAGAUAGAUAGAUAGAUAGAUAAGCCAUUCUCCAAUCUCAGCUCAGCUCAGCCCUUGCCAACAUGGCUUCCAUCCCGAUACGGUGGUCACCGCCGCUCACCGUCUUUUCUGCAUCACCCCCAAUCCCCCCGUGCCAUGUGUCACUCCUUCCUUCUUUCAACCCGUUUGUAGUUCCACUGCGAAGAAGGACCACAACCUCGUUUUUGUGGAAGAAACCUCGUUCACGUCCAAGUGUUUCGGUAGUAGUGAAGUCACAGUUGAGUCAACCCAUCAUAUCCCCUAAUGACCACUGGGCAACUUGGUCAACUCUCUUCUCCAUUGGUGCCUUUGGUCUCUGGUCAGAGAAAACCAAGAUUGGGAGCAUGGUAAGUGCUGCUCUGGUGAGCACAUUAGUUGGGCUUGCAGCAAGCAAUUUAGGAAUACUUCCAUAUGAAGCACCAGCAUAUUCUCUUGUCUUGGAGUUUCUCCUACCCUUAACCAUUCCAUUGCUAUUGUUUAGAGCAAACUUGAAUCAAGUGGUGCGUUCCACCGGGACGCUGCUCUUAGCUUUCUUACUUGGUUCAGUGGCUACAAUUGUUGGUACUCUAGUGGCGUUUCUAAUAGUGCCUAUGCGAUCCCUCGGCUCUGAUAACUGGAAAAUAGCUGCUGCUCUCAUGGGUAGUUAUAUUGGUGGAUCUGUUAAUUAUGUUGCCAUUUCAGAGGCGCUUGGCAUGUCCGCGUCGGUUCUAGCUGCAGGAGUGGCCGCGGAUAAUGUUAUAUGCGCUUUAUAUUUCUUGGUAUUGUUUGCAUUGGCUUCUAAAAUUCCUCCUGAGGCUGCAGCUCCAACAACCACAGAUAAUGCAACUGAUUUGGAAUUGGAUUAUCAGGGCAACAUCCCUGUGUUGCAGAGCUCUACAGCUCUUGCUACAUCUUUUGUAAUAUGUAAAGUUGCUGCAUACCUAACAAAAUUAUCUGGAAUUCAAGGAGGAACGCUCCCGGCGGCGACGGCUAUCAUAGUCAUUUUAGCCACUCUUCUCCCUAAGCAGAUUGGUUCCCUUGGACCUGCCGGUCACACUCUUGCACUGGUCUUGAUGCAGGUAUUUUUCGCGGUGGUGGGAGCGAGUGGAAGUAUAUGGAAUGUGAUAAAGACUGCUCCAAGCAUCUUCUUGUUUGCAUUAGUUCAAGUUAGUAUCCAUCUUCUUGUGGUUCUAGGAUUGGGGAAACUGUUUAAGUUGGAUCUGAAACUGUUGUUGUUAGCAUCAAAUGCCAACAUUGGAGGACCUACAACAGCCUGUGGCAUGGCCAAGGCAAAACGCUGGGAAUCUUUGGUGGUUCCUGGAAUUCUUGCAGGUAUUUUUGGAGUCGCAAUUGCAACAUUCCUUGGUAUUGGUUUUGGUGUCAUGGUUCUCAAACACUUGUAGAGAUUACCAAUUUCUAAGAUUCGGAUAUGAUCAUCAAAUUUCAAGUUAGGAUGCUUAAACCAGUUUCAAAGUUCCACUUGACACAGUGUUAUGCUUCAUGUUUAAAUUUAGAUUACACUUUUAUAGUGUCGUUGAAGUUUGCAAAUUGAAUUUAUAGCUUAAAUUAAGCCUAGUGAGAAGAAUAGUUAGUUAAAUUUUAUAAAUAUGAAUUGGUCAAGGCUGAAACAUAAAAUUUUAUGGCUAUUUUAGGUUAUCAUGUGAUUGUUAAUUAAUAUACUUA
Arachis stenosperma is the source of this 1684-nucleotide messenger RNA. RefSeq lists its product as uncharacterized. Bases 67 to 1404 code for a protein of 445 amino acids. The record is from RefSeq and is a predicted model, not a curated record. The transcript has 6 exons. Lineage: Eukaryota; Viridiplantae; Streptophyta; Magnoliopsida; Fabales; Fabaceae.